This is a messenger RNA of Brettanomyces nanus, 756 nucleotides long. RefSeq names its product Proteasome subunit alpha type-4 (gene PRE6). Bases 1 to 756 code for a protein of 251 amino acids. Gene Ontology annotation, biological process: ubiquitin-dependent protein catabolic process. The transcript has a single exon. The record is from RefSeq and is a predicted model, not a curated record. Lineage: Eukaryota; Fungi; Ascomycota; Pichiomycetes; Pichiales; Pichiaceae. Gene Ontology annotation, cellular component: proteasome core complex, alpha-subunit complex; nucleus; proteasome core complex.
AUGAGUGGAUACGAUAGUGCAUUAUCAAUCUUUAGCCCGGACGGUCAUGUGUUUCAGGUAGAGUACGCUCUCGAGGCAGUGAAGAGAGGAACGUGUGCCGUUGGUGUUAAAGGUAAAGAGAUAGUUGUUCUUGCCUGCGAAAGACGAACCACGCUAAAGCUUCAAGAUCCACGUAUUACUCCGUCUAAGAUAAACCGAAUUGAUAAGCACGUGCAAUUGGCAUUUGCUGGAUUGAAUGCGGAUGCUCGAAUUCUAAUUGAUAAGGCCAGAAUUGAAGCUCAGUCGUAUAAACUUACGUUAGAAGACCCUGUGACAGUUGAAUAUCUAACCCGGUACGUUGCGGGAGUUCAACAGAGAUAUACACAGAGUGGAGGUACUCGUCCGUUUGGAAUUUCGACAUUAAUUGCUGGUUUUGAUGCCAGAGAUACAGUUCCAAAGUUGUAUCAGACGGAACCAUCUGGAAUAUAUUCGGCGUGGAAGGCCAAUGCCAUUGGUAGAAGCAGUAAAACUGUUAGAGAGUUUUUAGAAAAGAAUUUUGAUAGAGAAAAUGAGCUUUCAGACGACGAAACCAUCAAAUUAGCCAUAAAAGCUCUACUAGAAGUGGUUCAAACGGGCGCCAAGAACAUUGAAAUAUCAAUAAUGAAGCCUCGUGAGAUGAGAUUUAUGACUAGCGAUGAAAUCGAGAAAAUCGUUAAAGAGAUCGAGGAUGAAAAGGCUGUUGAAGCAGAGAAAAAGAAGCCUAAAAGGAGGGAUUAA